This is a messenger RNA of Penicillium olsonii, 2100 nucleotides long. The record is from the annotation of a GenBank genome assembly. Lineage: Eukaryota; Fungi; Ascomycota; Eurotiomycetes; Eurotiales; Aspergillaceae.
AUGUGGGUUCUAGAUUCGACCGGUGAUUUUCUGGAAGGGAAGCGCAUAUGGUUACGUCCCGGGAAGAAGUAUCUCUUCGGGCGAUUCCAGCGCGAAGGAGUUCGCCAUGCGGUAAACCACAACUCGAUAUCUCGGAAGCACAUGACGAUUGAGAUAUCCCCGGUCAAACCUAAAGAUGGAUUAUCACUGCGGGCUCGAUCCGGAAUCACCGUCACCGAUCUGGCUUCCAAAAAGGGAACCGUGGUGGACGGAACACGUAUUGAAGGGGAACACAAACUUGAGAAGAAUGACGAACAUUUCAUUCAGCUCGCUAAAUACGAGCAUAAGCUGCGUAUCAAAUGGGAGCCGGUAGUGCUAAGCUUCUCGCUUUCCUCGAAAGAGAUGCGAGGUGAAGAUCCUCUAGCGCACGUUCGUUCGCGUCUUGAAGACCUGGAUGUGAAGACCGUCGUCGACUACAUCGUUGAUAAGACCACUUAUGUGGUGUCAAGCAAAAGGAACACUGCGAAAGGGCUCCAGGCGCUGGUAAAUGGGAAGUACAUCGUGGAUGACACCUUUAUUGACGCCCUGGUCUAUGCGGCGACCCCCAACGACCUCGAGAAUCUGGAGUCUCUAUGUCGUCUGGAAAUUGACUUCGAAUCGGAAUGGCCUGAUCCAAGGAGACACCUCCCGCCUGCCGGCAAGGAGAACAUCGACCGUCCCUCAACAGCCUUCGCACCGAAUCUCGACCGUCGAAAUAUCUUCGACCAAUAUACAUUCGUCUUCUGUGAUCAGUCGCAAUUCGAUAACCUGCAAGGGCCCAUCAACAAUGGCCAGGGAAAGGCACUCUUCUUCGAUAUAUCAGAGGGAAGCACAACUGCUGUGGACAUUGUCCGCUUCAUGGAAAAGGCGGCAGGUAACCAGGGGGUUGGCGCAGCACGACACGGACCCGGUGGUGUCGUCCUCGUUCGCUUUCGCUCUAAAGGCGAGUUUGAGUCCUGGGCCCUAGAGGUGGGAAAUGAGGUAGCACUCAUGACAGACCAACGUGUCAUUGAGCAGCGAGAGUUCCUUGAUGCAAUUCUGGGGAAUGACGCCUCACCUCUUUGUCGCUCUUUGCCAACUGAGGAGGGCUCGAGCCAAGCUCCUGCAUCACCCGCAAUCACAACAGCACGAGAGGUUCCGUCCGCUCCUGUCAUUUCCGCGCCUGCGUCGCCCGUCGAGCAAGAGCCAACACCUCCAUCCGCGUCUCGCCACAGAUCAGCCUCUCGCCCAUACGUCAGCAAGAUGAAAAAUUUCGAUGAUGGAUUCGACAUGGAGUCGGUCCCCACGUACGCACCAGAAGAAGAAGAAUCUGCCUUCGACACGCAAACAAUGGAUACGGAGACUCAAGCGGCCCCGGAACCAGUGCAACCUCUGGACACAGUGAAGGAGGAGCCCCAAGAUGAUAUGGUUUCCGACCUACUACCCGGCGCUCGUGCAAUGAAACGCCGCCGUUCUGAGAUGGCGCACCACCCAGAAGCCAACGUCGUGGCCACGGAAACAGAACCCCCGAAAAGAAAGCGCGCCAAGCUUGACGUGCUAGAGGCAGCACGCAAGCACCGCGAAGAAGAAGAAGAGCAGCAUAAGAUGGAGCAAGACCCACACCUUGACAAAAACGAUCUGGACGUCUCCCAGUUGAGAAAUCUCGCUAUCGUAGAGGAGAUGGACCUCCCUGUCCGAAAGCCGCCCGUGACCGAAGACCAGAAUACCGACAGAUGGGAUGACAGGUGGAACGGCCGUAAGAAUUUCAAAAAGUUCCGUCGGAAAGGUGAAACUGGUGGACGCUCACGCAUGCAAGCUGUCAUCGUUCCCCUCGACGAAGUCACCCGCAAGGAAUACGGUGUUGGCGAUCACUACUGGAGCGGCAAUGCUGAGCCGGUCAACCCCGUUGUCACCCAAAACCGAAGCAGUGUGCAGGAGAGCAAUGAAAACCCUCCACUUCGAUCCGAGGAAUCGGCUUCUACACUCAACACACCGCAGCCAGACCCAGAACCUGCACCCUCCAGACGUCCAAAGAGGGCUCGCGAAACACGUGACUCGGACAGUGAUGAUGGGACCCGAUUUCGAUUCAGACGAAAGCGCUAG